UUGCAAUAUGGCGGCGCACAUGACAUUGGGCAACUUUGGCUGAAAUGUACCAAUAUUCGGUGCUAAAUUUAGAAUAUGAGGGAACUUCCUGUGACACUUAAACUUAAUGGCGUGAAUUAGCUGUUCAUUCUACCAACAUGACAGACUCAGAUCAAACUGGAAGAAAUACUCAUUACGGAGCCUAUUCCGAACAAGUGCCUUUUGAAACUAAUGAUCAGCAGAUGACAACAUUUCCAGCAAAUCCUCACCAACCCAGUGGACACUCUCUUCAAUAUUUUGAACCACCCUCCUAUAAUAGUUAUCCACAGCACUACUAUAGACAGCCUGUAAUUCAGCCUAUGCAGUAUAAUGUUCCUGGUUACCAUUAUCCACCAAACUACAAUCCUUCAUCGGGUGGAUAUCACACUGGAGGUCAUGCCCACCAACAAGCCGGGUUUACAACCGGAAAUAACAUGCACCAACCCUACGUGCAGUCUAACCAUCAUGGGCAAUUCAACAACAGAAGAGGAUGGAAUUCCCGAUCAAACAAGUCUUGGAGACGACCAAAUGAUCCGACCGAGCAAGAUAGUAUGAGUAGAGCCAGUACCAGUAGAGAGACAGGUAAUGUCUUUGAACCUAACUAUGCAGAGUGGCGAGAAGAUUUGGGAGAAUAUAGAAAUUCACAACAUACAUAUGGUGCUAGACCGAAAUACAACUACAGAGGUCGCGGUCGCACGGUUGACUCCAUACUCCAACAUGAAGGUGGGUAUACAGAAGAACAACAAGCGGAAACAUCUGAAACCAAAGUAUCCUCUGAUUCUGAAUUGACUGAAAAUGAAAGAAGGAACUCUGACAGGAUGGCCAAGAGUUGCGAGGAGAUAGAUACAAUGGUUUCAAGAAAGAAUAAAGAAAAGCAUGAUAAAGAAUUAAUAAGACAAGGAAAGUUUCACUAUUCCAGCCGACAACCUCCUGAGAGACACCAAUAUGACCGUUUGACUGAGAGCAAUUUUGGCAAAAAUGAGGAUAAAAGAAUCAAUGGUGAGAAAAAGUGGCGAAACAAAGCUAAAGGGAAGGAGUCAAAACUAUCUAACGAAGAUCUGAGAAGUGGCAGUGACAAACACAGGAGGAGAAGGAGAUCUCUUUCUUUUGAACGCUUAAGAAGAAGCAGAUCUGGAUCACAUGAGCGACCAGGCGAUGAACAGAACACCCCAUCUCAGGUGGAGAUGGUCAGCAGUGAUGUUCCACAAGGUGUUGGUGGGUCUGCAUCUAAAGACCGUCAGAGCGCUAAAGCAAACUGGACGAGAAGACCACAAGAUACAAGAUUCAAAGACGCCAAAUCCGCUGAUUCUGAUAAAAACACCCAUAAGAAAAGUGGCAAAGGCAAAUAUCUGAAUUGUUUGUCCUCACCACGCUCCAAUAGUUCUGAAAAUCUACACAGGGAGGCAGGCGGCAUAAAGUCUUUUCAUAGUGCUACAACUAGUGCAGAAAGUCAGACAGGAUCAAUGAUUGAAGCCUUAAGUGAUGGCACAUACGAGUGCAUGGUGUGCUGUGAUGCUAUAAAGUGCCAGUCAGCUGUCUGGAGUUGUCAAGGCUGCUACACAGUCUUCCAUUUGCACUGUAUCAGAAAAUGGGCGAGAUCACCUGUGGCAAGACGGCAAGGCAAUGCGGAUGGUUGGAGGUGUCCAGCAUGUCAGAAUGUAUGUGCCAAGAUACCAAGUGUCUAUGAAUGUUUUUGUGGUAAAGUACGGGAUCCAAACUGGGUGAGAACUGAGACAGCACAUAGCUGCGGUGAACUUUGUAAAAAAAAGCGUUCCAAUACGCCAUGUCCUCAUCAAUGUAACAUAUUAUGUCAUCCUGGUCCAUGCCCGAGUUGUCCUAUAACUAUCACUAAGAAGUGUGUGUGUGGUAAAUCUGAAAAACCUAUUCGCUGUGGAACUGUGAGUGCAAUCCACUGUGACGCCAUCUGUGGUAAAACAUUGAAUUGUGGUCUACAUAGCUGUGAAGAAGUCUGCCAUGCCGCAAGUUGCAAAGAUUGUACUGUGAUGAAUAAGCAAGAAUGUUAUUGUGGGCGAUCGAAUAGGGAGGUUGUAUGCGGUACAAAGAUGGAACCACCAGGUGAUGGACCGGGGUUCUUCUCCUGUCAGGAGAAAUGUGCGAGGCAACUGUCGUGCAACAAUCACACUUGUGAGAAACUAUGCCACCCGGGUCCAUGUGGUUCUUGUAGCUUUCUGCCGUCUAGUGUCACACACUGUCCAUGUGGUCAGACACCGCUGUCAUCUCUCUUACCCGGUGGUAAAACCAGGACAUCUUGCACUGAUCCCAUACCAACAUGUGAUAAUAUAUGUAAUAAGAAACUCACUUGUGGCACUGCAGAUAAACCCCAUGCAUGUCAAUAUACCUGUCAUGAUGGUGUCUGUGGACCAUGUACAGGGAUAUCCACUGUUAAUUGUAGAUGUGGUUACACUGAUAAAGAUAUACCAUGUGCUGAGUUUGCCGUCACAUCGCAACCACCGUCAUGUGAUAAGCGAUGCAACAAGAAAAGACAGUGUGGUAGGCAUCGCUGCCAUCAAAGGUGCUGUGUGGAUAAAGAUCAUAAAUGCCCCGUAGUGUGUGGUAGAAAACUAAGUUGUGGUUUACAUCGUUGUGAAGAACCAUGUCAUACUGGCAACUGUGAACAGUGUUGGCAAGCAGGUUUUGACGAGCUUCCUUGUCACUGCGGUAUUGAGAUAAUCUUUCCACCAAUACCGUGCGGUACCAAGCCACCAGAAUGUAAUCAACCGUGUUCAAGACAACAUGAUUGCGAGCAUCCCAUUAUGCAUAACUGUCACAGUGAUGAGAGGUGUCCACCAUGUACGCAGCUUGUACAGCGACGUUGUAUGGGAGGCCAUGAGUUGCGUAGUAAUAUUGCAUGUCAUAUCAAGGACAUAUCAUGUGGCCGACCUUGCGGUAAGGAGUUGCCGUGUAAACAACACAAAUGUCUGAAAACGUGUCAUAAGGGCGAAUGUGAUGGUGAGAUUUGUACCCAACCAUGUCUUGUACGUAGACAAGAAUGUGGGCAUCCAUGUGGCGCGCCAUGCCACCCAGGAAAACAGUGUCCUAAACUAUCGUGUAAAACACAGAUUUUGAUAACAUGUAAGUGUGGGAAUAGAAGUGAGAAAACUUCAUGCAUGCAAGGCGGUGAUGAUGUACAGAUGGCACAAGCAUUUCAGAGACUGGCUACAUCACAGCUUGCUAGUAAGAUGAAAGAUAUCCAAUCAGGACAGACUGUGGACAUUAGCAAUCUAAUGCAGAUUAAAGAUGGACAUAAACAGAGACAACUGGAAUGUACUGUAGAUUGUGCUGUGAUGGAAAGGAACAGACGUUUUGCCGAAGCUCUUAACAUCGGUGAUGCCAAUUUAUCUUCCAAAGCAGGAGUACCAGACUACUCGCAGUUCUUGAAAGAACAAGCACGAAAAAAUCCUGCUUUCGUGGCUUCUGUUGAGAGAGAUCUGUCAAAUUUGGUGCAAGCACUACAACAGAUAAAACAGAACAAGAAAAGCCACUCCUUUACUUCGAUGACACGUGAUCAUCGCCAAGUUAUACAUGAACUUGCUGAACACUAUAAAUGUGAAACCAUGAGUUAUGAUCCGGAACCAAAACGAAGUACUGUAGCUACAGCAAUCAGAAACAGGUCUUACAUACCAGCUGUGACAUUGACGAGUUUAAUACAGAAUGAAAUGCACCCCAAAGCACCAACUCCUAUACCGCAUGUAUGUAAAGAAGAUGAUAUUAGAAUGUCAGUUCAAGCAUCCAAACAAAGCACCGAUCUGUUUGAUAAAAAGAAGCCUGCAGUCAUAGAUUACUUUGACAUGGUUCAAUAGUACGCUACCAGUCAUGACAUGGUUCAAUAGUACGCUACCAGUCAUGACAGGGAGUUUUAUUCUUGUAUCAUUUUACUACAUGUUCAACUUUCUGUAGUUUUUUUUUUUUUUUUUUGGUUGCAAAUGGAAAUACUAGUAACCAAUUUUUCUUCAAGGAUUCUCCUGAAAAUGUCUGUUGAAUCCUGGCUAUAGAGGGCGCAAUUUAUUUGUUACACGAUGAGUGCCUGUUGCAUGAAGACUCUGUGAUUUGGAAAAUCUAACUGAAUUUAAUAGAGACAAUGGUUUGCAGUGUUUUUAACUUGUUAUAUCAGCCACAACUAAUUACGUUCAAUGUAUAGGGCUAGCAUACAAGCUCUUUGAGAAUUAUUAAGGGAUAUUUGAACUGGGCUGCAAAAGUGCAGAACUAUUUUGUCGUACUAUACAAGGCAUUCAGUGCAUUUCAUUAAUGAGCAGAGGAUUCUGGGUAAAGUUAGAAUGAUUUCAGUUACCUACAGUUUUUAAGUUUGUCAGCUCUGUUGAAAUCCUCAAUGGUUCAAAGAUAAAGCUGCAGUAAUGAAAUACACAGAUGCAACCAAGAUUUUGUAAGAUUAGUUUAGGUAUGCAAUGUUGAUUUCACACAAAGUCUGUGUUCAUCAAUCAAACUUGUUAAAACAGCAGCCAUGAAUGAUUAAACAAAGUUUGAUUUUGGUAACAGAAAUGAACAUGGUUCUUGUAUUCAAAAAGUCAAAAUAUAUAUACACACUGCAAAAGCAAGAUUAGUUAAGGUUUAAUUAUUUUGAAUCAAAUUAUGAAGUCUAUAUAUAUAUAUAAUGAACAACCACAUACUUUCAAAUAGUAUUUUGCAUAUUUCCAUGGUAAUAUUGGUGAAAAAUGACAUGUAUGUAACAAGGGACAACAAAUUCCAAUUGGACAAAAGAUUAUGAAAUUCCAUGAGUAUACAAUUGUGUAUAUAUUCCAUGAUUUAUUAAAAGCUUAAUAAAUACAUUUCCAU
This is a messenger RNA of Saccoglossus kowalevskii, 4830 nucleotides long. Its product is annotated as transcriptional repressor NF-X1-like. Gene Ontology annotation, cellular component: nucleus. Gene Ontology annotation, biological process: negative regulation of transcription by RNA polymerase II. Gene Ontology annotation, molecular function: zinc ion binding; DNA-binding transcription factor activity, RNA polymerase II-specific; RNA polymerase II transcription regulatory region sequence-specific DNA binding. The record is from RefSeq and is a predicted model, not a curated record. NCBI's taxonomy places the organism in Eukaryota, Metazoa, Hemichordata, Enteropneusta, Harrimaniidae.